Molecule: messenger RNA, 9670 nt
Organism: Zootermopsis nevadensis
Lineage: Eukaryota; Metazoa; Arthropoda; Insecta; Blattodea; Termopsidae
Source: RefSeq, a predicted model, not a curated record
GUUGAACCUUGCGAGUGAAAGGAGAGAGAGAGGGGAGAAUGUAUGAAGUGUGUUGCUGGUUGGAAGACUGGGUAGUACAGGCUGUGCUGAACGAAGUACCAGAAAGCAAGUAGGUUGUUCUGUGGUGCUGAGACGGGUGUAACGGUACGACCAGUCGCUCGCGAGCUGUCACCGAAUCCUGUCUGUGUUGUUUUAGGGUGCCAUGUGUUUGUGCGUUGGAAAUGGAUUAUUGUAAUAAAUAAGUUGUGAGGCCCAGAAAAUAGAUGGUGUUGUGGGCAGUGAUUUUUUUGUGAAAGUUUUCUGGUGUUCUUUGGAGCGUUAUCACCGAGAUGCAAGUUUUUAGACAAAAAAAACUCAUCAUACAGUCUUAGUGAGACGAGCAUGAAGACCGAAUAGUUUCAUCCAGUAUGAAUUGUCGUACUUUUAUUGUAUUGCCGUGUCGUCGUAGAUUGUUAGAAGUUGUAGUGUCUGAAGUUCCAGGAUAAGUCGCUUUGUCUCGCUCUUUUGUUACUGAAUGUUAGUAAUUCCCCAAACUAUAUUUCUGAAGGCUGCGUGUUCCAUCAUAAAUAUAAAUAUCCAGCCAGAGACCAAAAGGCAUAAGCAAGUGCAUUAAUCUGAAUGAGUUUCAAGUCUCACCUCGUUCCAUCGGUGUAGCUCUGUUCUGUUACUACAGUAUCUAGGUAGGACAGUGGUGUUUGUGAAGUGUUCUGUAGUUAGAUGUGGAAUCUGUGAAUUUUACGGCUCUGACCAUGGAAACGGAAUGGUACGUUCAUGUAUCAGACGACGAACGAGACAGAAUGAAAGAGAAACCAUCUCCUCUCCUCGAAAAUAACAAUCCUACUUCAAAGGAUUCCGACUCACCAAAACAAUGGAGUACUUCGUCCAUCCCUGGUCUUGUAAGCCUGGAGGAAUCCAUCAUUAUGGAACAAUGCCCUACAAGCCCAGUGGACAAACGUGGUCGGCGAAAAUCUUGGCAUAUCAAGAUGGAGAGGAAGAGACGUAAAGGUGUGAUGGGCGGAUCUCCAGGCCACGGGGGUUCCGGCGAGAAACUGUCAGAUCGACAUAAGAGGCCCUCCUGGUGGAAUAUUUUCAUGCCUGACCACUGGCCUUCACGAUCCCGGCGCGCUUCUCAGGACAUCACACGCUCUAGCGACAGCAUCGUCCCAUGGCAAAGAAGCAAGAGUCGAAGUGUGGAUCAUGGGUUCAGCCCGCCUUUCGAUCUGGACUCUCUUCGCAGCAAGGUGGAGGGUCGCUUCGAGAGUGUUGGCAGGGAUUGUAAGUGCAACAGUACCAUCAAAAUGGAGUACGACUUUCCCAUAGUUGUCGAAGAUUAUGAUAAAACUGAUGACAUUCAAAUAUGGGAAACUGAACUUCAUGAUUUCAUAGUGUGGUAUAUUGUACCAGACUCAGAUGGCAGCAGCAGUGGAAAAGAGGUGGCGGCGUUGACCGAAAAGAAAAUGGCUAGGAGUCUUCCGCCAGUCAACACCAUCACUUACACGGUUGAAGCAUCUGACACCCUGACAUCAGUAGCUGCCCGGUUUGAUACGACACCUUCUGAGCUAACUAAAUUGAAUCGACUGACUACCCGACUGAUAUUCCCAGGUCAAGUACUGUAUGUCCCAGACAAGCAGGGUGGUAGUGCUCAGGGUGAUGAGGGGCCUGGCACCAGUGUAGACGAUGGUGAAGGAUCUGUUGUUUCUACACCUACAGCCACACAUCAACUGGAGGGAGACACUGAACUGCUUGAGGAGAAAGAUAUUCUAGACAACCUACGUCCAGUGUCCCCAAAACCACUGUUGCCAGGACAUAUUGAACGUGUGACAACACCACUGUCACCCCUGGCAUCACAUAUUGGUGCUGCUGCUCCUAGCAGUGAAGCUGAUGAUCGUCGAUCAGUGGCAGAGCAACGUAACUGUGAAAGAUUUCUUAAAAUAAAUGUUCGCCAUAUCACUGAUGGACAGGGUGUUGUUGGAGGUGUACUGCUAGUCACACCUAAUGCUGUUAUGUUUGACCCCAAUGUGUCAGAUCCUCUGGUCAUCGAACAUGGACCAGAGUCAUAUGGAGUCAUUGCUCCCAUGGAGUUUGUUGUUAAUGCUGCCAUCUAUUAUGAUAUUGCCCAUAUGAGAGUGGGACAUACAUCUGAUCUGCCACGGUCUGAUGUUCCUAAACCGGAGAUUUACCAUGCUCAUGGAAGUCACCACAGAUCAGCACAUGCAGUGGAAAACCCUCAAAACUCUCCAGGCAAAGACUCUUUACUAGUCAAAGAUGAAACGUUUCCUGAAUUGUCUGACAAUGAUGAUGAAAAUGAGAGUGUCUGUUCAUGUGGUGCCAGUGGUCGUGAAGGUGAUGCCUUUCCUAAGGCUUUUGAGCGUGACCUAGUUACACCAACCAACCUCAUGCUUCUAUCUUCAUCGGACAACGAAGCUUCAGAUAGUCGGAAGGAGGAGAGCAGGCAAGUGUCCUUUGAGUCUUGUUCCUCUGUCCAGCAUCAGAAGUCUCUCUCAGAUGGGACAGAUGGAAUAAAUGCAAAGCUUGCAAAAGGGGAAAAGAUAUAUAGUGUGGAAGAUGACAAGACACCUGUGGAUAUGUUUCAUACGCUUGAAGAAAGGAGGAGGUCAUGCCUAGAUCAUCACUGGGCCAUUCCAAGUAUUGAUAGAUCAUCAGUUGACAAGGAGAAUGAUGAUAUCGUAAUAACUUCUGAGGAAACGUGCAGCAACUCAAACGCUGUUGUUGGUGAAAAUGUUGCAGGAAGUGAUGAGACUGACAGACAAGGACAGCUAGUGAAACUUAGCUGUCAUGAUUCUGGAAUUGACAUUAGAGAUGCCAGUGUGUUAGAUUCUAUAGGUGCUGGGUCUCAUGUCCUACCUAGUCAAAUAGAACCUGAUCCUGUUUUACCUCAGACAAAGAAGUUGUUUUCAGAUGCAGACAUCAUUAAUGCAUCCACAAAUGAUUGGAUUCCGCCUAAGACUGUUGCCGAGCUGACGUCUGUCAUAGAUACUAUAGGAAUACAGAGUGGUGAUGCUUAUAAUAGGAAGAAGACAUCUUCAGUGUCAUUUAGCCUGGACUCGAAUGCUGAGAGUAGCGGAGAAGGCACUUGCGCUAGUGAUGGAAAAGAAGGAGCUGUAGAAUCUGGACAGAAGUUGGAUGAUUCAGAGAAGCCCGAGAGCCGUAAAAAUAAGAUGCUGAAACGUUUGUCAUACCCAUUAGCAUGGAUGGAAGGCUUAACCAGUGAGAAGGAUGAGAAGGAAGCCUUAUCAUCAGUACCAAACUCAGCUGAUAGUCAACAUCACUCUUCAGUGUUUUCUAAGGUGUUCUCAAGGCGUUCUUCAGUAGGUACAUUCAUCAGGCCACAUUCCUCCUCAUCAUAUUCUGACACCCGCUCUCAGCAGUCAGCUGCUCCAAAGUUGGACUACCGUAGUAUGGUGUCAGUUGAUGAUAUGCCAGAGCUGUUUGUCUCUUUUGACAAAUUGAUCCCAAGACCUGCUAGAUCAUGUGAGGACCCUCCUCUGUAUUUAAGACUACGUAUGGGCAAGCCAAUAAACAAGAAGAUUCCGAAGUCAACACCUAUUAUGUCAUAUGGAAAAAAGAAGAUGAGGCCGGAAUUUUGGUUUAGUGUUCCACGUAACAGGGUGGAUGAUUUGUAUAACUUCCUUCUCCUCUGGGUGCCACAUCUGUAUGGUGAGUUGGAGGAAAUGGACCCUAAAUCUCGAGGUUAUGAGCUUGUAGAAUCAGACACAGAGCUAUGGGAGGAUGAAGCAGGAGAGUCUGGUCCAGGUGGGAAGGAUGAACGUCGGGAAUCAGAUGAAGGAGAACUUUCAGAACUGACACGUGAAUCUUGGGAGGUACUGUCUAUGAGUGAGGAGCUGCGCCGGGCUUUAUAUGCCAGCAAUGCAGCUUCCCUCGACAUCGAGCUAUUCCUCCCAGACUUAGUUGGUGUUACCGAGAUCUUCUCAGAAGAGCACCGCAAGAAGCUAUGUCGCCAUCUCCCAGCUCGAGCGGAAGGUUAUGUAUGGACGCUUGUGUUCAGUACAUCGCAGCAUGGCUUCAGUUUAAAUUCACUGUACCGCAAGAUGAACAGACUGGAAAGUCCUAUCCUGAUGGUCAUAGAAGACACAGAACAUAAUGUGUUUGGUGCAUUGACAUCAUGUGCACUGAAAGUAAGUGACCACUUCUAUGGGACUGGUGAAUCGCUGCUAUUCCGAUUCACACCUGAAUUCCAAGUGUUCAACUGGACAGGGGAUAACAUGUACUUCAUCAAAGGCAACAACGAGAGCCUUGCUAUCGGUGCUGGAGAUGGGAAGUUUGGGUUAUGGUUAGAUGGAGACUUGUACCAAGGGCGGACUCAACGUUGCAACACAUAUGGCAAUGAACCACUUGCUCCACAGGAAGACUUUGUUGUGAAAACAAUGGAAUGUUGGGCUUUCAUAUAAGUGAACUUUAGAAAUAUCCUGAAGUCCAUGUAGAAGCAUUGAUUGCACUGUGCACUGUUUGCUUCAACAGAAAGUCUGUGUGAGAUAUGAACUAGCAGCAGGUGUUUAUUGUGGACACCCCUAUGUCAUAUGGAGGCGAAGUUUAAUCUUCGGUAGCAUAUUGUAAGGAUGCUGAAGCUUGUUAGUGAUCUGAUUCUCUCCCCCUAAUCCACCAAGAAAUUUAAACAUUUAUUGCAUUUGAGCUUCCAUAAUUGUUUGUAGAAUGUAUAUAAAUUAUUACUGCUAUUAUUUUAUUUUUACUUUGUUGAUUAUUAGUUGCAAAGUUUGAAAACACUUAGUGGAAGAGUUUUCCAUUGUGUUGACAUUGGUAAUUUAUAUAUACACGUAUAUGGAGUUCUGUUGCCAGAAAUGAUGAGGACUUGAAUAAUUGCAACCAAAAAAUAUUUGUGUCCCUUUUGAGGUUGUUUAUUUCUACAUUUUGUGUUGGUUAAAAAGUGGACUCGGUGGUUACUGUUUGGUAACAGACCAAGGGAAGCCAUGGUGCUUGAGUGUGUGUAUGUCAAGGGGAUGAAGUGGUUUGACAGAAUGUGAUGACGUCAGUGGCUAAAAACAGGAAACAGGUACUGCCACUGCCCUGUAACAUUAGAGAUUGAUAUUCAUAAGAGCUCAAAGCAGUAACUUUGAGUUUAGGUGUAUUCUUUUUCUCAGAUGAUGAUGACAGUGAUAAUGCUAGUGAGGAGUGGCCAUUCUCCUUUUCCCCUUUUGCCUUGAGGGGGAGGAGGGGCAAUAUUUUAAGUAGUUGUUGGCCUAUACGCAGAUAGCACAGUCCUGUGCACCAAGGCAGACACAUUAAUGUAAGGGAAUUCUAUAUGGAUGGGUCAUGUUUUGUACCAAACAACGAAUACUUUCAGCAGGGUUGUGUGAUUGAAGAUAUAUGAUCAUGUUUUGUGCUGUUCAUCUCACUGACUGGUUUUUAAUACACGAGGGUGAUUGUCUGGGUAUUUAUUUUUAUAGCCCUUAACAGUGGUUCAGAGUUACCAUGCACAGUUACUGUGGUGAACUGUAAAGCCAGUCCAUGACAAAAUUAUUAUGCCUGUUACAGAAUGUUUCCCGAUACAAAAAGUGAUGUGGAAACCUUGAGUUGUGUAGAAACAUAGUGAUCCUUAUUAUGUUGUGGGGUCGCACAUGUAACUGGUGGUUAAGCGCUUGACUUUUCAGUUACAAGAUGUGAGUUGUGUCACCAGAUCUCUGGAGGACAGGAGAGUGUGAUCAAAUUGGGAAUUUAUAUUUAAAUCCUUUAAAAAUUGCACUGGUACCAUAAGGAUAAAAUGGGGUCAAAGAACUGAUAAACUUAUAUUUGGUUGCAUUAACAGAGUUAUCUUUUGUUGUAAUAGUGUAGGAAUUUGCUUUGUUGCAGCAAAGUAUAACUGCAUUUUACUUUGUAAUCACAGCGUUGACUCUGGAUGGGAGAGAGAAUAUUUACGUAAAUUGUAUUCCAUAGAUAACAACAAAUGUUAUGUAAAUACCAGUAGUUAACAGCUGUUUGUAUAAUUUAGAGUGACACUUCUUUGAUACCAGAUAUUUAUUUCAUCUGUCAUUUGAUGGGAGUCCACGUGCAAUUUCAUUGUUUGAAUGUUACUUGGCAUCAUUGAAAGGCUUGGAGGUGAAUAAAAUGUUUAAGGUAGAGAAUAUAGAGUUGCGUGUUUAAACAGUGUUCCAUAAUUAUGCUUUUGGUCAGCAGUACCUCGUAUAUUUGAACUGACAUGAUAUAUAUACAGUUUUUAACAAGAAGUCUGUUUAUAAGUUUGUGUUCUUGUUUGUUACUAUUGUUGUUACUGUUAUAAUUUUUGUCCAUUAGCAGAUGUAAAAACAUAUGAUCUAAGUACAAGAAAAACGUUUCUGAAUUGUUUAAUAAGAAAUGAGGGUGAGGAGAUUAGAGCAUGCGUUUUACAAAUGUUGUGUUCUCUUCAUAUGGGGUGUGCCUGCUAGUUGGUUACAUUUGCUGCCUCACACCCAUCACAUCACUUGCCAAAUUUUAUGUGGUUCCACGAUAUUUCAUAUCUCUUGCUGGAAACAUAAAAUGUUAGAGAUAAUUUUUCAAUGUUUAUUGUAGCUAGGACAUGAUAGCUUUUCUCUUGUUACUCUAGCCUGAUAUUAAGACUACUGUCACAGUAUCGACAUAUGCUCAAACUAAUUCACACACAAGAAUCAUUAUAUCUGAAUUACUUUGUUAUUUAUUGCUGUUGCUUAUUACUGUGGCCUCUUUACUUUAUUAGUAAUCUGAUUUAAAUCUUUAAUGUUGAUAUUGUCUGUCCAAGCUUUUUGUAAUUUUGUGUUUCUUGAUUCUGAUGUAUUGGCAGUCCUGUAUUGUAUAAACUAUGUCAGAAACAACAAUUUAUUGGUUCUUGUUAUCUGUUCAUUUCUUAUUUCUGCCUAAUAUUGUAACUUUACUUUUACUUUGUUGUUUACUUCAACACUCUGCCAGGGAUUUAUUACUGUAUUUGCUUGGUAAACUUGUCUCGUUGAAAUUGGGCAUUGCCGAUUGAUUUGCCUGGAAGGUAAUCCCACACUUUCCUUAAAAUGGAGUAACUGUUUGCAUCUUUGUGUGUGAAAGAAAAAAGUGAUGAAGUUGUAAUGCCUUCUAGGGGAGGGGGAGGGGGGUUAAUUAAAGUAUUGGCAGAUAAUGCUUCCUGUGUUGCUUCAAACUCAUGUAUAGAAGGUGAGGUACGCAACAUUUAUUUUGUAACAGAGGAAAAUGUAAUAUCAUAUAUAUGUAUAAUUCAUUGUCUUUUCCUGUUGCAAACAGUGGUUAUAUUACACAGUUUGUUAGCUUACAGAAUUUAAGUUGAUGUAGAAGCAGUCUAGUAGUAGGUGAAACAUUUGACUGGUCAAACUUUAUGUGAAGUCAUUAACAGAAUAAUGUGGUUGUAAGUGAUUUGCACAAUUCAUAUGCCAGAAAUUAAAUGUCAUUGUAUCAUUACUGUUGAAUUGAGAAGUAACAUUAACUGAACAAUAUUAGUAGAUUAUUUUGAGAAAUGAACAUGGUGUUGCUGUAUACGUCUGGGUGAAGCGCAGCUUCAGCACUAAAUGAAAUUAAUUCACCUGGAGUAGUUUAAUUCCAAAAUGUAAUGUUUCAAAUGCAUAUUCCUGAUGUUUGGUUGUGAGUACGCGACUGUUGGUUCUUUUACAGUGUAACUUAGUACAGCAAAGUUCUCACCAUCUUCAGGAAUUAUGGGUAGUGGCUGUGUGGUGGUUCACAGAAGGUACUGGGUUUUGGUCCUUGAACCUAGCAGCAUAUCUUCCUAUGCAAAGAUUAUAUACCACAUAGACUAAUGUGUCAGACUGCUGCAUCUCCUGCAGUGUGACAUUUGAUCUUCAUAUCAAUGCCAUGAAUUUAAGUCUGGCGACUAGUCAGUUUUUCCUAAACCUGUGCAGUUCCCCUCUUUCACUUUACCCAUGAGCAAUAUUUAAACCUCCUGCAAUUCUUUCUAUGAAAGGGAAUAUCUGAACCUCCUAUAAAAAUAUUUUUAAGCAUCUCUGUUAUAGUUUAAAGACAGGAGAAAGGCCUUUUGAAACACAAUUAAAAAAACUUGUUCUGUGAUUUUGAUAUUAUAUAAAAUGAGAAAAUAUGAAUGCGGCUUUUUGUCUGUAGUUUUAAAGUAUUUAUAAUAAACAAGGGCUUUGGUGUGACAGUUUCAAGUGAAACAUGCUGAUGCGUAAUGUUUGAAAGAAUUGAACGCCCUCAACCUAAUGUCAAUUAGUUUACAGACUGAACUCCGCAGAUUAAAAAUACUUUUCAAGUUUCAUGAAGUAACUGUUGUUAUAAAUAACAAUAAAAAACUUAAUAUUGCAAAUCUGCUGGAUAUCUUGAGAUAUUUAAGUAAAAAUGGGGGGAAACUAGAUGAAUACCAUUUGCUCCUUACCAUAAAUAUAUUAUAUUUACAAACUGUAGGAACUCCAUUGCCUCUUACUAUAUGUAUAUAUAUUUAAAAAUAAAAUGACAAUUUGAUGAAAAUAAAAGUUAAAGUAGAAACAGAACAUAAUAAAUUUUGUUUGCAGGAAGCCAGAGUCUAGAUAAAAAGAGCACUGCUGCAUUGUACUUGGACAUUGCCUGUUGGAAUGUUUUCUGUGAACAUGUGAGCCUUGUGUUGUGUUAUUAGAAGAGGUGAUGAAGGUAAGGCACAAGGCACCACUGGGUUCAGUUACAUUUUUUAUCACAAUUUGUUCUUGGAAAACAUUCCAGCCACCAAGUAGUGGAGUGUGUUGUGUGCACUGCUGUGUUAUAAACAAAAUGUGAGACUAAAUAUAUAGCUUUGUAUAUUUCCGUACACAAACACAUGUAUUUAUAUGUCAAAGAUCUUUGCUGUUAAAACACUAUGGCCAAAUUGUCUUUCCAAACCAAAACAUUUCCAUUCCAGAACCAUCACAGAUUGGGACAGAGAAUAGAAAACUGAAUGCUGAGAAAGAGUUGAAAAUAUCAUGACUUUCAUAACAGGAGUAACAGGUUUUUGAAUGAGAUAUUUUGUUUAAGGAUAAAAUGUGUUGAAUAUGGGAGUAAGGUUAUUUUUAAAGCCUACAUUAUUUUCUCAAAGCAUGUCCUUUCUUUAGGCACUUAGUAUAUUACAUAAGGAUUGUAAAGUGUUGCUAGAAAGAAAAGAUCUGUUGGUUUCUGGUUCUGUGAUAGAAGUCCUAUGGAAUAUCAGAAUGUCCAGGGGCAGUAUUUCAUGAUGUUUUGGUUUGGAAGUUGGAUGGCACCCUCACCACUUAUGUAACUUUAUCAGCAAGCUGUGCUGUUUGUGUUGAAUGACAACCAAACUACUGCUGCCAUGUAGUAUAGCUGAAUUUCUUAAAGCAGUAGGACACAGAUGAAUAGGCAGCUGUUGCUACCACCAUUAUAACUAUUACUAGAGAGCAUAGACUUGUACUAUUGUUGAAUAUUGAGUGUGACCUAUAGCUAUUCUCGUAUGCAUGUUGCUGUGUAAGAGAGAGAACUGUAGUUCUGUACAAAAUGUAUAUACAUAUAUAUAUUAUUAUUAUACAUAUAAUAUUAGCAAGUAUCAUAAAGAAACAAUAGAUGACUCUAUAUUAGUUACCAGUCAAUAUUCAGUUGAAGGAAGUGGAUGGAAUGUUGCUAAAGCUGUAAUCUCAGAAAACUAAAAUCUUGUUAACAGCCUGGGAAACAAAAAGCAGAGAAAGGGGAAAAAAUAAAAUAAAAUGGCCAGUGUUGGUGUCUAAUUCAA